AUUUUUUCCAGCAACAACCCUUGUUGGAUCCUUCCAACAAAUUCUUGAUUACAAUCCCAUACCAACCAAUCCUCGCGAUCGAUGUCCUUCUUCAACUCGGCCUCGAACAAUAAUACCGGCGUAUUCGGCGGCGGAUCCUCCUCUACUACCGUCACCACUCAAGACCCUAAAGAUAUCGAGGUCGAAAAUCCUCCGACAGAUGGCAUCUCUUCCAUCGCGUGGUCCCCUCAAGCUGAUUUCUUGGCUGCUGGAUCUUGGUCAAAUGAAGUACGAAUAUACGAAGUGAAUGGGCAAGGCCAAUCGGUCCCGAAAGCGGCAUAUUCGCACGAGCAGCCGGUGUUGGAAGUGAUCUGGUCUGGGGACGGGACGAAGAUAAUCUCGGGGGGCUGUGACCGGGCGGCGCGCGCCUAUGAUGUGCCGACGGGCCAGUCGACCCAAGUGGCCGCACAUGAGGCGCCGAUCCGAAAGCUGGCCUGGCUGGAUAUCAAUGGCCAGGGCCUGCUGGCCACCGGCAGUUGGGACAAAACGCUCAAGUAUUGGGACUUGCGUCAGCCGACUCCCGCAGUCUCCGUCACCCUUCCCGAACGCAUCUAUACGAUGGAUACCGUCUUUCCUUUGAUGGUCGUGGGCACCGCUGCUCGUAAAAUUCAUAUCUAUCAUUUGAGUAACCCUUCGGUUGAAUAUAAAUCUCUGGACUCGCCGCUAAAAUGGCAGACACGAUGUAUAGCCUGUUUCAAUGAUGCGCAAGGAUACGCGGUUGGAAGUGUAGAAGGACGAGUGGCGAUCCAACACGUCGAGGAUAAACAGACAGCCAACAACUUCUCGUUCAAGUGUCAUCGGAAAGAUGCUCCCACCGGCGCCAGUCGUCUCAACGCUAAUACUAUCCCUCAGGUCUGGGCCGUCAACGAUAUCAAGUUCCAUAAACAGCAUGGUACUUUUGCUACCGCUGGCUCUGAUGGGACGAUCAAUAUGUGGGAUAAGGACAGCAAGACGCGUCUAAAAACAUUUGACAACCGAGGCGGGCCGAUUACGAGUGUAUCGUUCAACCGAACAGGCACGGUAUUUGCAUACACGGUCUCCUACGACUGGUCCCAAGGUCACUCGGGUGCUCAGUCCACUGGAGCGGCUAAUCCCGCCGCUGGCACCGCGGCUUCUCAGCCUAAUAAAAUCAUGCUACAUGCCUUAAAAGACGAUGAGAUUAAGAAACGGCCUAAGAAAUGACAAAAACAUUUGAUCUAUCAUUCUGUAUCGAUUGGUGCUGCCUCUUCAUACAAUAAAACAAGUUUUUCUUUCUUUCUCUGUUUAGUUUUGUUCUUAUAUAUAUCAUUGUAUUGCCUUUUAGAAAAUAAAAAAUAAAGUGGAAAAGAAAAACAAGAACAAAAAUGCCUGAAGAUGAUUGAGAGGUUGAACAAGUUUUCACAAGAUCUCUUAUGUCUU
Messenger RNA from Puccinia graminis f. sp. tritici CRL 75-36-700-3, 1437 nucleotides. RefSeq lists its product as uncharacterized. Lineage: Eukaryota; Fungi; Basidiomycota; Pucciniomycetes; Pucciniales; Pucciniaceae. The record is from RefSeq and is a predicted model, not a curated record. The transcript has 8 exons. Gene Ontology annotation, molecular function: RNA binding; ubiquitin binding. Gene Ontology annotation, biological process: RNA export from nucleus; transcription-dependent tethering of RNA polymerase II gene DNA at nuclear periphery. The coding region runs from base 82 to 1221 and encodes 379 amino acids. Gene Ontology annotation, cellular component: nuclear pore.